CUGAAGAUGUCCUUUAGUGAGCAACAGUGCACACAGCCAUGUGUGCCCCCUCCAUGUCUUCAAAAUAUUCAAGAGAAGUGUCAGACAAAGGCUGAGGAGGUAUGCCUCCCCCUAAUCCAAGAACCCUGUCAAGAGAAAUGCCCAGCUCAAGCUCAGGACGUGUGUCUUCCUCAGUGCCAGGAGUUAAACCAGGAAAACUGCCCACAGCAAAGCCAAGAUCCAUGCCUACCUCCAUGCCAAGACCAAUGCCCACCUCAGUGUGUGGAGACAUGCCAGGAGUUAUCCCAGACAAAAUGUGUAGAAGUUUUCCCACAGAAAGCCCAAGAGAAGUGCUAA
This is a messenger RNA of Orycteropus afer afer, 336 nucleotides long. The record is from RefSeq and is a predicted model, not a curated record. NCBI's taxonomy places the organism in Eukaryota, Metazoa, Chordata, Mammalia, Tubulidentata, Orycteropodidae.